Messenger RNA from Penicillium malachiteum, 1863 nucleotides. Its product is annotated as something about silencing 10 family protein. Gene Ontology annotation, biological process: maturation of SSU-rRNA from tricistronic rRNA transcript (SSU-rRNA, 5.8S rRNA, LSU-rRNA). Gene Ontology annotation, cellular component: small-subunit processome; nucleolus. Bases 1 to 1863 code for a protein of 620 amino acids. The record is from RefSeq and is a predicted model, not a curated record. Lineage: Eukaryota; Fungi; Ascomycota; Eurotiomycetes; Eurotiales; Aspergillaceae. The transcript has 2 exons.
AUGGGCAAGAGAAAGGCUGGCGGUCGCCCCGCUUCAAAGGCUGAAGCCCCUGCUCGCACCAAGUUUGACAUCGAAGAGCGAUUCGAAGAUUCCGAAGACGAGUUCCAGGCCGGCCGCGACCAUAUUCUGCUAGACGAAGCCCCCGAGGCCAAGCGACGCCGAAGAGUUGCAGAGGAGGAGGAGGCACUUGAGGAAUCCGAGGAAGAGAUUCUUGGCUAUGAUGAAGUCGACGAAGAUGAUCUCGAAGAGUCAGAGGAUGAAGAUGACGAAUACGACGACAUGGGCUUAAAGAAGAAGAAGUCAGAAGACUCGGAGGAAGAAGAUGGAAUCGCAGAAUGGGGUACAUCAAAGAAAGAUCUCUACGAUGCGGACCAGAUCGAGACCGAAGUCGAUGCGCUAGAGGAGGAGAAAGAGGCCAAGCGACUGCAACAGAAGCAAUUACAGGCUAUGGACGAGGCGGACUUUGGUUUUGAUGAGUCCGAAUGGGCCGAUGCUGGCAAGGAGGAUGAGGCAAAGGACGGCGACUUUACAGAAGUCCUUCCACAGCUGGAAAUCACCGAAGACAUGUCCUCCGAGGACAAGCUAAAGAUCUUGAAAUCGAGGUAUCCAGAGUUCGAGCCUUUAGCUAAAGACUACGUCGAUCUUCAAUCAACCUACAAGGAUCUAGAAAAAGAGGCAGCCAAGGCCCCGAAAUCCACAGUUGACACAGACGAAUCUCAACCUACACAUGUGUCCAUUGUGAAACUCCGUGCUCUGUCAACAUACCUCGGUGUGAUCAACAUGUACUUCAUGCUUCUCGCUUCGUCCUCCGAGGACGCUUCAAAUCCCGUCCCUAUGUCCCCCGUCGAACUCCGACAACAUCCUGUUAUGGGCUCUCUGGUCAAAUUCCGAAAAAUGUGGGAGAAGGUCAAGGAUAUUGAGGUUCAGGAAGUCGUUCAAGUCAUUAAGAAGUCUCCGGCCAAGACUGAAUCCACCAAGGUUGAGAAACAACCCACAAAGACCAAGGAGAUCAAGAAGGUCAAACAGACGAAGUCUCAGAGCAAGGCUGAACGCGCCGCUGCUGAGGCUGAGGCUCUUCGCGCAGACCGAUUGCGGGAGAACGAGGAGGGUCUGGCUGAUCUCGAUGACCUGGUCACAGAGCCUACUCGCAAACGCAAGACACAGAAGACCAAGACUGUUACCCAGGACGAUGAAUCCGAUUUCGGAGAUGAGGAUGCGCUCACAGCUCGGGAGGCUGAGGAGAAGCAGAAGCAGAAGCGCUCUCUGCGCUUCUACACCUCUCAGAUCGCUCAGAAGGCCAACAAGCGUAACGCUGCAGGCCGCGAUGCUGGUGGUGAUGCUGAUAUUCCAUACCGUGAACGUCUUAAGGACCGACAAGCCCGUCUUAACGCCGAAGCAGAGAGACGUGGUCGCCAAGGAGCUGAUAUCGGCCAAGAGUUGGGUGGUGACAGCGACGAGGAAGAUCACCGCGUUGCAAAGGAAAUGCGCAAGCCUGGUUCGAAUGAUGACGAGUAUUACGACAUGAUUGCGGCCCGGGGCAAGCAGCGCAAGGAUGAUAAGAAGGCUCGCUCUGAUGCUCAUGCCGAAGCUGCUCGCCUGGGUGGUCGUGUUGAGAUACAGGAAGCGGUUGGAGAGGAUGGAAAGCGUGCUAUCACCUACCAGAUUGAGAAGAACAAGGGUCUCAUGGCUAAGCGUAGCAAGGAUUCGCGCAACCCGCGUGUCAAGAAGCGCAAGAAGUUCGAGGAGAAGAAGAAGAAGCUUGGCAGUAUCCGACAGAUCUAUAAGGGUGGUGAGAGCCGUGGUGGAUAUGGUGGUGAACUUACAGGUAUCAAGAAGAACCUGGUCAAGAGUGUCAAGCUUUAA